AUGUCUUCUGACUGGGGCCAGUCGCCAAUCAACUUGGACACUGAAGCAGCCACCUACCUGGGUCUGGGCAGUGGGGCCGUGGUUGACGUUCCUGAGACCAGGUCAAACAUUUCGGAAGCUUUCCUUGUUGUGAACAAUGGAUACAAUCUGCUGGUAUACAUAAGUGGAAGUUGGAAAGUCACGCUUAAUAACAAGACAAAGAACUACCACAAUGUUGAUAGUUUUAAUUUCCACUGGGAGAGUGUGAAUUCCAGGGGUUCGGAGCACACUGUGGACAACGCUUCCUUUCCACUGGAGAUGCAAAUACUCACCUACUCCUCCAUGUUCCGAGACACAUUUGAAGCAGCUAAAUAUCCAGGAGGCACGGCGAUAAUUAGUGUUCUUUUCCAAAUGACGGCUAACCAAUCGGAAUCCAGUCUUUCAAAAAUGGGCAACCUCUUGUCUGCUAUCGACAACCUUACUGCCUUCGGCUCGUCGGCCUUGGUGAGCUACUUAAAACCGAUGUCCUAUUGCCUCAAAACAGGGAUGAGUUCUUCCGCUAAUUGGGUUCUUUCACUUUUCCACCCUGCCGAGGGAAUAUUCAGUGAACGGUAA
This is a messenger RNA of Dibothriocephalus latus, 594 nucleotides long. The record is from the annotation of a GenBank genome assembly. NCBI's taxonomy places the organism in Eukaryota, Metazoa, Platyhelminthes, Cestoda, Diphyllobothriidea, Diphyllobothriidae.